UAUAUACAUUGAUAUAAUUAUUAUCUUUGUUCAGUUUGGAUUUUUUUUUACAAAAUACCUACACAGAAAAAUAAAAUUAUAUAUAAUUUCAUUAUAUAAUGUCAUAUAUGACAGUAAAAUUUCAAAAACCUUAGUAAGAAAAACUAUAUGAUACAUGUAAAGUCGCUGUCAGCGGCAAUGUUUCCCACCUAUAAUAUAAAUAAAAAAAAAUAUGUUCAAAACAUGGCUGUACUAUUCAUACUAUUCACCAGGUGCUAUUAUGAUUUUCAUGUUCAUGAUUGCUCAAGUGUUUUGCAAUUUACAAGUAUAUAGCUGUCCAAAAAGUCCUCUGACAAUACAUCCGUGCAAAUGCUUUAAUACUACGAAUUUCGGAAUCAAAGCAGAGUGUAUAAAUGCAAAUCUAGCUAGUAUAUCCCUUGCUUUGGCUAAUAUUGCUGACAAACAGAUUUCAGUUGAUACUUUGCUCAUCGAUACAUCUAAUUUUGGCGCUUUAUUCGGGACUAUCUUCCUUAAUUUGAAAGUUAACAAAAUUUCUAUUCAAAAUAUACCCAUCAAGAACAUUGAUGAAUAUGUAUUUUAUGGAGCUAACGAAACUUUGAUGGAUCUAGAUUUUACAAAUACAUCGUUAAAAGUUUUUCCGAAAUCAUUUAAAAUAUUAGGCAAGCUGAUGUAUCUCAAACUAAAUAGACAUCACAUUACAACUUUGGAUCCAAGCGCAUUUGAUGGUCCAAUAAAGGAAAAACUUGAACGUUUACAUUUAUCAAAUGGAAACCUUUCCGAAAUCAGUAUAGAGUUUUUGCAACCAUUACGGAAAUUAAAAACUAUCGAUUUACAUGGAAAUCAACUUGACUCCCUUAAAAGAAAUCAGUUCAAAAAUUUGCGUGAUUUAGAAAGCCUUGACAUAAGCUACAACAACAUUGCGAAAAUUGACUCGUCUCAUAUUGCCGAAUUAACUAAAUUGAGUUUCUGUAACAUAUCACACAAUUCUAUAACCGAAAUAGCUAGAGGUACGUUUGCACGAAAUUCUGUGCUCCGUCUAUUAGACAUAUCUGGUAAUAAAAUAAAACGUCUGGACGCAAAUAGUUUCCGGGGUAUGAGAUUUCUAAGGCGGUUGUAUUUGAAUGAUAACUUGAUAAGUGAUGUUGGACGUGGAACAUUUUCGUCGAUUACUCGUAUUGGAACUAUUGACUUAGCCAGAAAUCAAUUGAAAAAAGUUGAUUACCAAAUGUUUGCAUCUCUAAAUUAUAUUGAGAUCAUUAAUUUGGCUGAAAAUAAAAUUGUUGAAAUUCAAAAACAAUCUUUCAAGGACUUGUAUUUGACACACAUAAAUAUAUCACAUAAUUUUAUAGAAAGGUUUGAACCGCAAUCGUUUGAAAAUUGUGUGAAUAUGUCUAUUCUCGAUCUGUCACAUAAUUCCAUAACAACAUUUACAAAGAAAACAUUCGAUGAACUGUCAUAUGCAACCGAGAUCAUACUGUCCUUCAAUCGGCUUACAAAUUUAUCAGCGGUCCCGUUGGGAAAUAUGACUGGAAUAAAAGUCCUGAAUGUGUCAUACAACCAAAUCUUGGAAAUACCAAAAAAUACAUUCCCCAAAUUAUAUGAAUUACAUACAAUUGAUAUAUCACAUAAUAACCUCACACAAAUCUUCAAUGGAGUAUUUCAAACGUUAUUUUCAUUUCGAUAUUUAAACUUAAGUUUUAAUCGAUUGGAAGAGAUCAAGUCGGCAACUUUUGGAACAAUACCUACAUUAUUAGAAAUUAAUCUUAAUGACAACAAGUUACGAAAUGUGGCAAAGAGUUCAUUUACAAAACUUGAGAGCUUACGUUCAUUAACAAUAGAAAAUAAUCAACUUACCCACAUAUUCGAUAUACCAAAUGCAUUAAAUUAUCUAAGUUUGUGUAAUAACAGUAUUUAUUCAAUUCCUUCGAGAACAUGGCCUUCAAUGAAUGCACUGAUAGUGUUAGAUUUACGACAUAAUUUAUUAGAGAAUCGACUGAACGAAGAUAGUUUCCGGGGUUUAUUAUCCUUACGACAUAUUUAUUUAAGUAACAACGGUAUUACUAUGAUUCCUAGCACAAGUUUUCCUAUCUUGUCAUCAUUACAAUAUCUUCAUUUAGAAAAUAAUAAAAUAAGAGAUAUUCCAUUGAGAGCCUUUGGUAAAUUGCCAGUUGUGUUUGAAAUUAAUUUGAGUAAAAAUUUAAUUUCAAAUAUAAGUUCUAAAGCAUUCGACGGUCUAUUGCAUUUGUUGACAUUGAAUUUGUCAAGAAAUAACAUUUCUGUCAUUCCAAUCGAUGCUUUCUACGGGUUGGUUUCUUUGCGAAACUUGGAUAUAUCAUUCAAUAGUCUGGAAAAACUUGACAAUAAGACAAAUGGAGUUUUAGAUGGCUGUCUCAGUUUAGAAAAUAUUAAUUUGAGCAACAAUAAAUUUAGUUUUAUCACAAAGAAAACUUUUCCAUCGGAUCCGUAUAUUCCAUAUCCUCUGAAAGAAAUUGAUUUGAGCUACAAUGAAAUUCCAGUUCUUACCUAUGAUUUGGCUUUUGGCACGCAGAAUGUCAAGUUUUUGAAUAUUUCACAUAAUUAUAUUAACGAAAUUCGAUCAAAUAUUUUGUCAAAUCUAACUCAAAUCGAAAUACUGGACAUAUCAUAUAAUGAACUUACUACUCUUUCUAAUGAUGAUUUUAACUUCACGUUAUCUGAAAAAUUAACAAACCUAUAUGCCAGUAAAAAUAAAUUCCGAUACUUUGAAAUCGGAAAUUUACAAUAUCCAGCCACACUCAACUUUUUGGACUUACAGAAUAAUUUGAUUGAAUUAUUUGACUUAAAGUUAUUAACGCAAGUAAAACGUGGACUCCAACUGCAUAUUUCAGGGAAUCCAUUACGAUGUGAUUGCAACAUAAGACCGUUGAAGCAAUUUUAUCAAACUGUAUUAAAUAAACCAAAAAGUUAUAGUGACAUUAUUUGUCGUGCACCUGAUGUAUUAUCAAACAAGCAUCUGGAAGAGAUAGAUGAUGAGAGUUUGAAUUGCAUUAACAAAACCAUAAACAAUGAUUUAUACGCAAUACCUGACUUAAAAUUUCGUGAAAUAUUCUUUUUCAGAGGAAACCUCUCAAUUUCUUGGUCAGUACUCCAAAUGAGUAAAGACAUCGCUGGUUUUCAUAUUUCAAUUCGAAAUCCAAGUAAUCAGAUCAUCGUCGAACAUCAUUUACCAUAUGACCGUCGAAUGGAUUUCAUACCCGGAAAUGAAAUUUGCCAAAUGAAAUGUGAACAUUUGGAACUGUGCAUUUUAGCAAAAGAUAGCCAAGGUUCCAUUAACAGUUGGUUUGAUACACAAUGUACUUUGUUGCCAAAUAAUUUUGAAUAUAUUCUUGAAAAAUACUCAGUUGAUAGUGAUAAAGUAUAUGUUAUACAAACAACACGAAAAAACGUUAAAACUCAAGAUAUUGAUGAACAUUAUGGUACGAAAUCGUCUUCAAGCAGUUCAAAUUCAAUAUUAAAAUUGUGUAAAGUGUUGCAAUUUAUUUUGGUUAUCUGGUUUUAUAAAGUUGUAUUAUGUCAAUAAUAAAAAGUCUUGAGU
This is a messenger RNA of Contarinia nasturtii (swede midge), 3574 nucleotides long. It is a transcript of the gene conv, whose product is annotated as protein artichoke. Lineage: Eukaryota; Metazoa; Arthropoda; Insecta; Diptera; Cecidomyiidae. Gene Ontology annotation, molecular function: protein binding. The transcript has 16 exons. Gene Ontology annotation, cellular component: plasma membrane. Bases 212 to 3559 code for a protein of 1115 amino acids. The record is from RefSeq and is a predicted model, not a curated record.